AGAGAGACACGCCAGAGCAAACUCCUCGAGACACCCCGAGCCUGCAGAGCUCCUUUGGGAUGCCAGCAGCCACCUCCAGCGCGGCUCGGCUUUGAGAGAAUGCCCACGGCCGUGUUCUGAAGGCUGGACCCAACAGCAAGGCUGUGGCAGCAGCGUGGGGUGACUGACGGGACCCAGGGCGCUUGGCACGCUGCUGGCGAGCAUCCCAGCCUCUGCCCCUGCUGCAGCUCAGCCUCCCCAGCCUCGAGACUGGAUUCUUGCUGGGUUCGCCUCGUCUCACAAGGAAUGGACCUCCCUAUCGUUCAGUUCAUCACAGGACUGGCAUUACUUAUCAAAGUAGAAGAAGGUGGAUAAGUCAAAGCUGGGAAGGACCUAAAAAAGCUUCUUUGUCGUCUUAUUUUAUGGAAUUCUCCUACCUACCUCGCACAGUUCUCAUCUCCUUGAUCAGAAACACCUCUGGCGCUGACUUUGAGAAUGAGCGGUGAUGUCCUCUAGCCAUCCAUAACAUCCUAGCCAAGCUGCCUCUGCUUCAAGCCCCAUUUCAAUGUGCCGCAGCUGACUGAGACCUCGUGUCUUCUGCAAAUAGACUGGCAGCAAGCUGACAGUCAGAUAUGACUGUCCAGAAACUGGUAGCCACAGCUGUGUUGGUAGCCCUGGUCUCACUGAUCCUUAACAACGCAGCUGCCUUUACUCCCAACUGGGUGUACCAGACCCUGGAGGACGGGCGCAAGCGCAGCGUGGGGCUCUGGAAGAUGUGCUGGCUGGCAGAAAGGAGCAGAGGAGGUGCGAGCACGAGUGCCAGGCAUGGGCAAGGGGAGGAGCGCGAGUGUGAAACCCUGGGCUGGGGUUCAGAGUCAGCUGGGUUCCAGGAGUCUCGCAGCACUGUCAAACUGCAGUUCGACAUGAUGCGUGCCUGUAACCUCAUCGCCACGGUUGCUCUGACUGCUGGCCAGCUCAUCUUCGUCCUGGGCCUGAUGGAGCUCCCCAUCAUUUCUCAGGAUACACAGUGGUGGGAGGAGGCCAUAGCUGCUGUCUUUCAACUUGCCAGUUUUGUUCUGGUUAUUGGAUUGGUGACUUUCUACCGCAUCGGACCCUACACCAACCUCUCUUGGUCUUGCUAUCUGAACAUUGGAGCCUGUCUUUUGGCCACGUUGGCAGCUGCUAUUCUCAUAUGGAACAUCCUUCACAGGCGUGAGGACUGCAUGGCACCCCGGGUCAUCGUCAUCAGCCGUACCCUGACCGCUCGCUUUCGCCGUGGCCUGGAAAAUGACUACGUGGAGUCACCGUGCUGAAAGAGUGGACUUGAAAGGGGAAAGGUCUCCAAGGAGAUCUGCAUUGGAGUUGUUUUCUAUAAAUAUAUGCUAUAAUUUAAAAGUAAGGGUUGAAAGACAUCACAAAGCUCACUCUUGUGGGCAAAGGCCCUCAGCUACUAUUUGGAUGGGCUCCAUCUAUAUAUAUAUAUAUAUAUGUAUAAACCACAUAAUUUUAUAUAUAUUAUAUUAAAUUGCCCUUUCCCUCUGCUGUACAGCACAGAAUGUUGGAUUGUCAGAAUCCUGACAGAGCUUCACAGCUACAUGUCAGCAGGGUCAGCUGUAGCAGACACAAAGUGUGUGCAAUGAGAAUACAGGAAAGAGGCAACCAAGCACAUUUUCUCUGCAUAAAGUUAUCCUGCUCCCUAAUAAUAACGUCAAAACCUAUAGGAGACCAGUGACAACAGCUUUGGAGCUAACAGGCAGUCUAGGAAAGCAGAAAACUCACAAUAGAAUAAGUGAUGAUUUUAACAGCUGUUUAAUUUCAUGGUUCUUUGGUUCUUCCAUCCACCUCUCUUCAAGGAGCUUCUCGUUAGCUGCAACAUCUGCUCCCCAGCCACAGCAUAGCCCAGACAGUAAAAAACAAAAGCAACCUUAACCAUUCUAAUUGUAAAGUAAGGGAGUGCAGAAGAAUCAAGUUGCCUUUUUUUUUGGACACUUUUGUAUCCUGAGACAAAGGUUUGGUUUAUCCUACAUGUCAGCAGGCAUGCCGUUAAAAAUGAGAAGGGUACGCAGCCAGACUGGGCCAUGCAUGUUGCUGAAAAAUCCACUUCAGGGUCUCAAUGAGGGCAGGUAUCUACAGAAGGUCACCUGAACUUCCUAAUCAUCACAGAUACUAUCAAUGCACAUUAUUGGAAGUAAUUAUUAAGCACAGACAUUGCAUCUCAAAUCAAUUCCUUGUUUCCCCAGCUUGCUUUAACAUUUGCUGUGACACUUUCAGACCAGAGUGCUAUAGGUCAGGACACUCAGCUCUGCCCAGCAGCACUCAGAGGCACAGAGCAGACUGAACACUGGCAAAUGUAUCUAUCACUCAGACACUCACAUCUGAGAAUAAGACACAUACAGAGCACUUCAGCAUGAGACUGAAGAAAGACCUGCCUGGUAACUUAAUAUGGUGAUGAAAUGACAGUAAUUAGUACCUUUGGAACUAGGCAAAAUGUUUCUAAGCCUGACCCUGAGAAGUGCAGGGACUGAUGAAAGUCAUGUGCAUGGCACACUCAGAAGAAAAGAAAAACAGGUCAAAAACUAUUAUGUGAAAUACUCAGGAUACAGGAAGUUGAGGCAGAAUCAGAUGUUUCUAAACUCUGAGGAUGCUACAGUUACUGAUGGGUUUGGAGGUUCAUGAGCUGUGAAAGUUACAGAUCCUUUAGGACUGUUGUGUUGCUCCCAGCUGAGCGCACUGCUUUUCUCCUUUAUCAUCAUUUCCAGCAUACUUUUCUACACUUUGUUAAAAUGUGAUCAUCAAGCUGGCUCUUGAGUUCUGUUCUGCACUCAGUUCUGAUGUGAUAAGAAACUCAACCCCAACUGCUGCUCUGCACUCUGUUGCAAGGGAGCAACGCUCUGCAGAGCCUGAUGCUCUAGAACAACUGCAUUGCUCUAGAGCAUCAGGGUAGAAGACCAGAAAGCUGACAAAGAGUUUCUUAUAGCAGUAGGUUUGUAAAAACCAACUAAGAUUUGUAUUCAUUUGCCUGCAUUAGUUU
Molecule: messenger RNA, 3010 nt
Organism: Indicator indicator
Lineage: Eukaryota; Metazoa; Chordata; Aves; Piciformes; Indicatoridae
Gene: TMEM204
Product: transmembrane protein 204
Exons: 3
Coding region: 612-1292 (226 amino acids)
Source: RefSeq, a predicted model, not a curated record